Molecule: messenger RNA, 603 nt
Organism: Quercus lobata
Lineage: Eukaryota; Viridiplantae; Streptophyta; Magnoliopsida; Fagales; Fagaceae
Product: GDSL esterase/lipase At4g10955-like
Exons: 2
Coding region: 1-603 (200 amino acids)
Source: RefSeq, a predicted model, not a curated record
AUGGAUCUCAAGGUCUUGCUCUACCUUGCAAUAAACUACGUUCGUAACAUGGUUACUUCGUCUAGAGGUGCAACGAGGUGGAUCAAGAAUAAUAUUGUGAGCUUUGGGAACCACCUUACAAAGUCAAAGAGUGUUGACAAGGCAAGCCUCAGCCGUUCUGGAAAGGGUCAUCGGCAAGAUGUAGCGCAAGCACAUGAAAUUUUCGUUGCAUUAUCUAAUUGGGUUCCUUACCUUUUUGUGAACCCAGAUGAUCCUGUUUCUUCAGAAUAUAUUCACUACUUUGAAAACAGGCAGAAGAUGUUGGAGCUUGGAUUUGAAAAUGUUGUGACAAUUGCAUCAAUGAUGACCAUGAGGAUGGCGUUGGGAAUAGAUUCAAGUUCAGAAGCAAUCCAUCUCAUUCCUUCAGCAAUUCUGACCAUUAAUAAGGUUGAAUUCCACCAAGAUAUUCAUGGUCUUUGUGGUUUUAUCAAAGAAAAAGAAUUUGCUCAUCAACUUCAACAGUGGUGGAGUCCUGAUUCUUCCAGUCAAUCUUGGGAAUAUAGGUACGUACAACACUACAAACUGAAUGAAGCAGAGAUAUAUAGGUGUGUGUUGAGUAAAUAG